UCUGUGCCUCUGUGUGGCCCGUUUUGCUGUUUUAUUGCUGUGAUAAUGCUGCUUCCUCCUUGAUAGCAGAGAGGACUGCCCAGAGGGCGAGGCAGAGUCUGCUGGGCUACUUUCUGCAAGCUUUCACUUUCAGAUGGUGGAAGAGCCAGAGGGAACAGGGUGAUUAUUCUCGCUGGAAGGGCUCUGUGGGGGCCCAAGGCCGGGGUAUCUGCAGAUAUCUCUUUAACUGAGGCCGAUCCUCUUCCUUGGUGCUACUGGGAACCACCUGCCUCUCAGAGAUAUGGGACCCUGGUCCCACAGUGUCUGACCCAGAAGCAAGGACUGGGGCUCCCAGAGCAGCUAACUGCAGGUACAAACUCUGAGGGCAGAUUUGGGGUCUGCCAGGGUCCCUGCAGCCCUGAACCUCCUGGAGCUGCUGAGUUUAGAGACGCUCCAGGAGGUCACAGACUUUCAAAGCUGGAACCAGGAGAAGCAGUUCUGAAGAAAUGGAGGGGGGCUUCAGCAGAUCUUUGCUCUGCCAUCUCACUUCCCUCUUGCUGCUCCUCCAGCUUCCCACGAAGGGGUCUACAGACGAGUUCCAGGUGAUUGGCCCCACAGACCCCAUUGUGGCAGUGCUGGGCAGGGAUACCACGCUGCACUGCUCCCUGUCCCCAGCCAUGAGUGCAGAGAACAUGGAGCUGCAGUGGUACCGUUCCAAGUUCUCAGAAGCAGUGUUCAUCUAUCAGAACCAGCAGGAGCAGAAGCUGAAGCAGAUGCCGCAGUACGCAGGGAGGACCUCCCUGGUGAAGGACUUCCUCACCUGGGGGGAGGCUGCCGUGCGCAUUGACAUGGUUCAGAUUUCUGAUGAUGGGCUGUACACCUGCUUCUUCAAAAAAGGAAGCUUCUAUGAAGAGGCUACUUUGGAGGUGAAGGUGGCAGGUGUGGGCUCUGCCCCUGAAGUGCGCAUAGAAGGACCGGAGGAAGAUGGGGUCCGCGUGGCCUGUACGGCCUCCGGGUGGUUUCCGAAGCCCCAGGUUCAGUGGAGGGACCUUAGUGGAGAGAAGUUCCUGGCUUUCUCUGAGGCUCAUGCCCAAGACUCUGAUGGGUUGUACAGCGUGGAGGCCUCGCUGGUGGUGAGAGACAGCUCUGCUGGGAAGGUGACCUGCUCCAUCCUCAACCCCAUCCUGGGCCAGGAGAAGGCGAAGGCCAUUUUCAUCCCAGAGCCCUUCUUCCCCCAGGCCUCUCCCUGGAAGCCAGCUUUUGCCAUGAGCCUGAUCAUCCUGUGUCUCCUCAUCCUUGGGGCUGGCUAUUUUCUCAAGAAAGAACACUCAGCAAAGGUGCAGGCGCUGCAAAAACAGGAAACUCUUCAGCAGGCUCAGGAGGAGGACAGGCAGAAAACGGAGGAGGCACAGAAGGCCAGAGGCAAGGCAGGGGAGGGGCGAGGCUGGGUGAGGGCAGAGCUGGUGCUGAGAGGGAAAGCUGACAGCAGGAGCAGAGCCCUUGGCUGCAGCCUCCAGGAAGACCCAGGGCCCCUGCCCAGAGCAGGAGGCUCAGGAGAUGCAGAGAGGGCAGCUUGGCUGUGGAGGCUUGGAUGGGUCUGGAGGGAGAACUUUCUCCACCAUAUAGAGGGUCUUUUUGUGGGUUUUCCAGGCACACCAUCAUUUCCUUUUCUUAGGGAUGGGAAUUCAUGCUUAUUUUAUUUUAUUUUAUUUUCUCUCUUUCAGAUGAACUCCAGGCAGAGCUGGGUAAGUUCUUCUCUCCCUCCUGAACUCUCUGUGUCUCGUUUGGGAGGCAUUAUUGCUCUUAGCUCACCUCAUUUCCUGUGUGUUGCCUUUCAGACAGGAGGAAGGCUGUUUACCAGGCUGGACAGAAGGGAGGAUGGUAGCCAGUCAUUUCACACUGAAUCUGGCUGCAGUCUCACCAGGGUGUGUUCUCUUUCAGCCUGGAGGAAGGCCCAGUUGUAUGCAGAUUGGCGGAAGGAGCAGUUCCAGACCUGGUCUGUCACUCUGGAUCCAUGUUCUGCCCAUCCCAACCUGUCCCUCUCACAGGAAAACAUGCAUCUCACCUGGAAGUACCCCCGGAUGAAACCGAAGAAUGUCAAAUGCAGUGUGUUGGGUCUUGAGGGCAUCACUUCAGGGCGAAGUUACUGGGAGGUGGAGGCCAGAGGUUCAGACAUAAGUGUAUGGGCUGUGGGGGUCUGUAGGGAAGAUGUCGUUAGGAAAGGCUGGUUUACAGAGUGCCCAGAAAAGGGGUUCUGGGUAGUGGAAUGGUUUUUCGGUGAGUGUGUUGCCUGUACUACUCCUCAGACACAGCUAUUCCUUAGGAAGUAUCCCUUCAGGGUGGGGAUUUUCCUGGACUACGAUGCUGGAGAUAUCUCUUUCUACAACAUGACUGAUAAUUCCCAUAUUUUCUCCUUCUCUGAGGCUUUCUCCCCUGGGAAGCUCUUUCCAUAUUUCAUGUUAAAUUCAAGAUACACGUCCCUGACCAUCUGCUCGAUAGUAGAUGGGUCCAAGGGGCCCCCUGUGCCCCUUAACAAAUCUGCUUCUUCUUUGAAUGAGCCGCUGAGCCCUUCAGGGGAGGGGUUGAGUUCUGGCUCUGGUGGGGAUGGUGUUCUCCCAAGGCCUGAAUCUCCAUUACUCCCCCGCAACUCCAAGGCUGUGCCUCGAUAGGGACACAUCUCUGUCCCUGUUCCCUCACUAUGCUUUUCUUGGAGCUACAGACUCCCCAAGGUGAAAGACUCUGAGGUGAGUGCUGGAAGACACUGGGAGUCAUGCAUUUGUGCUUUUGGAUGCAGACUGCUGGGGGAGUAUGUGGCUCUGAGAACUGCCAGUUCAUGUUUUGUGCUUCUAUAGCUGAAGGAAAAAAAAAAUGACUUGUUUGAGCUGGUUGAAUGUAGGUAGAAUUUGGCUAUGGGAAGUCAUUUUACUUUGGUAAUAAAAAAUACUUUGUGAACAUUUUAUACUGUUUGUAUAUGAAAGGACAGGGGCUGAAUCCCUCUGCAGUAUAGAGUUUGCUUUAUCCAACUUGAUUUUGUUCAGAGUGCAGGGCCCUAGCUCUACUUUGGAGGGGAUCUAGGCAAUCUGAUCAGAAAAUGUGCAUAUUCAAAAUUUUCAGGGAAAUGAUUGGUUGAUGGACUUCUAAGAUGGGAGAAGUCUACUAUUCACUUCAUAUACUUAGUCUUGGAUGGCUGAAACACACCUAUUUUCUCAAAUCUUCUGUACAUUUCUGUUAGCCAUGAAAAUACUGUGUUGCGUUAAUUCAGGAAAUUAAGAAGAAGUUCCUCUUUUGGUGAACACUAGGUGGAAAGAAGAGAAAUACUAGCCAAAUUAAGAUGUAAAUGGACAAGAGAAUUUUCCGGAGCAGGAAAUUGCAGACAGCCUUGGCAUGAGCAUUGUCUCAGUUAUCAGUGUAUUGCCUCUUAGUACUUCCUACUCCAAUGCUAGAGGUAAACGGAAAAGCACAGCAACCAAAAAGGGACAGGACUAUUGAGUACUGAGACCCUUCAAGAACGAAGGGGUAUUCAUUCCACCAGGGAAGGAACUCUGAGCAGCUGAGGUUCUGGAUGAGGGUGGGGGAAACAAGGAAUGAGAAGUAGAAGUCAUAGAUAUCAACUCUAAUUUUGUGGCCAGUUGUAGAAACAAGGAGUAUAACAGCUUUGCAUAUUUUAAUUUGGAUUCUCAUGUGUACGUGUUUAUUUGUAUAUAUAAACCAUUUUUUCUUCUCUCCCCUUCUUUAUUAUUUUAUGUACAAGUUCUUGGAGGUUACAUUUAUCGUACAGAUAUGGUAACAGAAUAUCCAAUGAACUGUGACAGAUUUUAAGGAGUAAAUAAUAUAGCGGUGAUGGAUAUAAUGACUGUAACAUUUUUAUGAAAAAAUUUUUUUUUGGUAUCCUUUGUCAUAAGGCUAGGUGAGAAAAUAGAGUAGUUUUGUUGCAUGGAAGUUCAAAUGUGUGUAAAAUGAUGUAUAUGAAAGCUGAGUAACCAAAGUGCGUAUUACCAUUUUAUUGCCUCUCGGUUCCAAAUUCACACUGUCUUUGCCCUGCUUUGUGAUACUGCAGCUGGACCUUGUAAACAUUUCUCUUUGCCACUGGGCGCAAUAUUAGACACUUAGCAGGACAGUGGAGAUACACUGCAUAAUAUAGCAGAGAAGAAACUUCUCUUCCUGGUUCUGGGCUUUUCUUCUUUAUCCUAUAGUGUGGAGGCCCAGUUUUGCUCACCUUUUGGUGAAUUUGUCUGCAAUUGCUUCUUGAUGCUUUCCAGGGACUCUUACUAGCACCCAGAGGGUAGCUUCCCAGGGAGUGUCACCAGUACCCCAAUGGGAGGUUUUUGGCACCAGCCUUGGCCUGUGGCAUGUUAGCAAACUUCAUCAUCCAUUGGGCCCCUAUUCCUCUUUUUGCAAUGAGCUCUGAAUGUCUGCCUUAUCAGGGGGCCCGCUCCCAAAUUUCUUCCUUUCAUAGGUACUCUGCCUCAGCCCCAGAGGUAGUGGUUGUUUCCUAUAUCUGCUAUUUCUGUAUUCUUUAGAGCUUUCUUUUACCUCUUUUAGUAGUUAAGAACCUUCUCCGAUUAAAUACUUUUUUUGACUCGUUUGUCGUUUAGUAGUGUGUUGUUAAACUUCCACAUAUUUUAUAUAUUCCAAUUUUCUGUCUCUUACUAAGUUCUAGUUUCAUUCCAUUGUGGUCAGAAAAGAUACUUUGUAUGAUUUCAAUCUUUUUGAAUUUAUUAAGACUUGCUUUGUGCCCUAAGAUAUGGUGUCUCCUGGAGAAUGGUCUAUCUAUACGCAC
This is a messenger RNA of Trichechus manatus latirostris (Florida manatee), 4759 nucleotides long. RefSeq names its product butyrophilin subfamily 1 member A1-like. NCBI's taxonomy places the organism in Eukaryota, Metazoa, Chordata, Mammalia, Sirenia, Trichechidae. The transcript is spliced from 8 exons. Gene Ontology annotation, biological process: T cell receptor signaling pathway; regulation of cytokine production. The record is from RefSeq and is a predicted model, not a curated record. Gene Ontology annotation, cellular component: external side of plasma membrane. The coding region runs from base 486 to 2648 and encodes 720 amino acids. Gene Ontology annotation, molecular function: signaling receptor binding.